Prunus armeniaca (apricot) is the source of this 588-nucleotide messenger RNA. The record is from the annotation of a GenBank genome assembly. NCBI's taxonomy places the organism in Eukaryota, Viridiplantae, Streptophyta, Magnoliopsida, Rosales, Rosaceae.
AUGAAGAGAGAGGGUCGCCAGCACGGGAUGGUCCGGACUUACCGGGUCCUACCCGACCCAUUGAACCCAAGACCAGAAACCCGACACGUGAACAGGUUUGAUUCACCUCCUACAGCCGGGUUGUUUACCAAGGUGGCCACCAAGCCUACCAACCACUCCAAGUUCACGGGUAAGUGCGGCAAGCCCAGGUGCACCGAGUGUCACAUCCACCCGGCUUCUAAGGCCAAGGACAAGACCAAAGGGAACCACAAGCUCAAGUCAUCCGACGUCUUAUCCAAUCAUCGUUUGGUCACUUGGCGGGUUGUGGACAGCCGGCCCAACUCGAAUUUUUCUGGGUUUUCUGCCACGGGGAUUUUGGAUCAUCUGUCUACUAGAGAUUAUGAUAACAACGAUGAUGAUGAAGAAGAUGAUGAAAUCAAUGGUUAUGCAAGUAGAGCCUAUGAUAAUAGAAAUGAUCAUGAUGUGAGGGUGGAUUUUGAUGAGGUUGAGGAAGAUGGUAAUUAUGAAGAGAUGGGUUUCUUUAAUGUGGAGUAUGUGAUUGAUCCAAUUGAGGAAGAUGAAGGUUGGUGUUUAGUGCCACAAACGUGA